UUCAUACACGUGGCAAAUAUGAUAUGUGAUAGGUUUGAACGUCGGACGUUUUACCGUAUUCAAUAGCGAUCCCCCAUUCACGUGCAACGGCCAUGGGGAACACCGUGACGCUGCACAGCGCGUGCGAGUAUGGGGACUUGGCGGAAGUUCAUCGUCUACUUAAGACGGCGACGGCCGAGGAGCUCGAAGCCACGGACGACAGUGGACGCACGCCGUUGCUAUUAGCUGUCGCGAGCUUGAAGCAUCUGCGAGAGCAUCAGGAGCUGAUCGACGACUUCGACGACCUACAUGGCUUCGUGGAAAGCGACGAGGAGACAGAGACCAACACUCAGACACAUGAGCAGAUCGUGGCGGAAAGUAGCAACAGUGAGACUGAGGAAACGGUGAACGAGGUCAGAGAUGACACCGAUCUGGAACUCAUGCCCAAAGAGGCCGAGAUCCUGCAUCUACUGCUGCAGCGGCGAGUCAAUGUGGAUCACAAAGACGAGAAUGGAUGGACAGCACUACACCACGCGUGCUUCGUGCAGAACGCAGUGGCUAUAAAGAUGCUGAUCCAUGCCGGGGCAAAACCCAUGCGAGAGAGUUACGGUUUGUUACCGCAAGAUUUACUACAGAGAGGGCACAUGUCCGAGUGGGUGGCCCAAGCGCAGGAACUAAAAGAAGCUCUGGACCAGAUCACUGACAAGAGCGCCUACGCGAUCAAACUACUGGCAUUUCGUCCGAGUGGAAUUGUACAACUGGAUAUGGGCGGACAGGUCGAAAAAGGGUCGUUUGUUACAUUGGAGUACGACGUCCCGGAGAGUCAUUCUGUGAAGGAUUAUAUCCAGGUACUCAUUUCGGAAGAAGAUUCGGCAGAGAUUGAGACGGGCUCGUAUCACUAUGUGCCUGCAGGUGCACAUGGGCAACUUACUAUCAGUACAAAGGACAUCCCACCAGCCAGCACGGUUCGAUUUGUGUACGUGAAGAGCGAUAUCAACACAAUGUCCCGAGAAGUGGUCGCUAGUGGCUGCAAUGCAGUUGUACAGGCUUCAGUGGGGGAGAUCUUCCAGUAUGAAUUGUUCCUAUAUGAACGUGUGGUCGAGGUGGAGAGCAUUCCGGAGUUCGAGUUCAUAGAUCAGCCAUUGAUUGUACUCAAACGGAUCGGUAUUGUCGUCGGAGAGGACAUCGACUGGGUCACUAUCCGCCCAGAUAACCACAUCGUUGCUGUGAAUGACAUUCGCAUUGAUGCGAUGGAGUUUGCAGAGGCUGUAAGGGUAUUGCAGGAGAACAAUGGUCGACAAUGCACUAAGCUGCUGAUGCAGAAUUACUCGGCAUGUGGUGACUUUAUUCCAGAGAAGAUCUUGGGCGUGGGAGUCAUUGGCAAGUACGCGUACUUGCAUCCUGUCGACGACGAUCAAGACGUUGAGGGUGACGAACAGACAUACGAAGAGUGGGUACGGAAUAGCCUGAGUGAAAACGGUGAUGGCAAUGGAGAAAGUGAGGUGAGUUUGGGGCCGGUUAGCACCCAAUUGUCAGCAAUCCAGAUGUCAACAGAGGCAACAGAGACGUCUCCGCCACCUUCGAUAUUGUCACUAACGCCUCCAGCCGAGGACCGUGGAGUGAUCAGUAAGGUGGUCGCUGAUGAAAAUGAUGACCCGGCGGCAACGGACAGGGAAGAAAAGAUAUCCGCUUCCUCGACCAUAGAAACCGUCGUACCGCUGCACAACUCGCUGCAACUCGUGGCACAACUUCAACAUGGCAUAUCCAUCGGCCACGCGACUAGAUGAGCUGUCGUUGCUAGAAUGCUGGAGAAGAUUGGCCAAGGACAGAUUAAUGAAGCAGUUGUAGACUUGGUGUAGAAUGGUGAGUUGAGUCAACCAUGCAUGGCAGGUCAAGUAGACCCCCCAAGUAGAGGGGCUUGCUUGGCAUUUUGAAGACACAAGCAAACGGAGCGGGAUCAGAAGAAAGCGAAGGACGUUAACAACCAACAGGUGAUUUAUUAGCAUAUGACAGAAACAAUCGUUGUGAUGCUUGGAGUUUUAUAGCCUCGUGGUCGCAAGUAUGGCCGUCGUACAGUUUGAGACGACGGUGUUACUACAUGUAGUAUCGACUUCCCAAUGCCGUUUUAGAAGCAUGUCGACCUUUCAACACUUCUCCACGUUGCACGUAUUGAUGAGAGCUAAGGGUCCGAAAUGUGCUAGCAGUGGAAUACAUUAAAAGCAGAAUCAAAGAUCUACUCAUGACAAAUGGUAGAGCUCGAGGGUUUGUACUUCCAGAAG
Phytophthora nicotianae INRA-310 is the source of this 2258-nucleotide messenger RNA. RefSeq lists its product as hypothetical. The transcript is spliced from 3 exons. Gene Ontology annotation, cellular component: cytoplasm; nucleus. Bases 93 to 1766 code for a protein of 557 amino acids. NCBI's taxonomy places the organism in Eukaryota, Oomycota, Peronosporomycetes, Peronosporales, Peronosporaceae. The record is from RefSeq and is a predicted model, not a curated record. Gene Ontology annotation, molecular function: protein binding.